AUGGAUGGGGCCUCCAGCCAGCACCGCACCAGAUUCAGGUCCUGCUCCAAAGUUUUCGGGCGGGAGAUGAACGUGGCGCUCGUUUGUGGCGUCGGUGCACUGAGACUGAUGCCAGAACGCAAGCUGGGUGUACGCAAACGGCCGGCGACAUGCGCGAUUGAUGAGCACGCAGCUGCUGUCAAAACUUGGUUGGGAAAGUUGGUGAUUGGCAUGAAUCUAUGCCCAUGGGCCAAAACUGCAGAAGAGUCUGGCGGAAUCAAGGUGACUACAAGCCUCGGAUCCACACCUGCAGAGGUAUUGCAGGACCUCCAAAGAGAGGCACGGGCGCUGCCGAAGCAGCUGGAUGGUCCGCCGGGCGUGGCUACCACUAGCCUCGUGGUAUGCCCUCAUGUCCAGAAUUGGCAAGACUUUGAAUGCUUCGCAGAAUUCUUUGGCAACACCUUGAAGAACGGGGUGGCGCUCGAAGAAGAAUUGGGGGUCAAGGUGGUUGCCUUCCACCCGCAAUUUCAACAUCAACCCUUGUUUGGCCACGUCCUUGAGGUUGAGGAUGUCCUGUCCCUGCCAGUAGAUGGAGUUCCGCACGAGGCCACAGUGCUGGACCCAGACGUGCAAGACGAGAACGGUCAAGAAGCGUUUCUGGUACGCCUCGAUGAUGGACGAGAGCAGCGCUUUUCAUACACGUAUCUGGCGGAACUUCUGCAGGAUGGAUCUGAAGGUCUGGAAGAUCUUGAAGACGAAGAUCUGGACGACCAAGUCCUAGACGAGGCUGAGGAGGAGAGUUACACAGAAGGAGAUGAAGAUGCGACGUAUGAAGAUGAUGCGGAGAGCGUUUUGGCAAGCAUCCCGCAGCGGGCGCCGUGGCCAACGUUCCAUUUACUGCGGCUUUGCGAUGUGUCUGCAGCGCUUGCAGACCCGGCUGCUGGCGAUAGAGUUUUAGAGCAGAAUGCGGAUACGGUGCAGAAGCUGGGACUUGAUGGCUGGAACAGCCUCAGGGCAGAGUGGCAAUUGCAGAGUGAAACAAGAUCUAAAGGCACAGCGGAUAACACCAUCAAAAGAAUCCAAAGGAUUUCUGCCCCGGCUUGCUGGCAUGUCAGGACCCCCUGCUACAGCGAGUGGCAACUGGGGGUCGCAAGCUGCUUAGCUCGGCCUCUUUUGCAGCGUCAAAGCGAUCAGUGUCAGUGUGCAACAGGAUCACUGCUUUUUCAGGUAGCUACUCCUUCCGCAGCGGCCUGA
Messenger RNA from Symbiodinium pilosum, 1233 nucleotides. The record is from the annotation of a GenBank genome assembly. Lineage: Eukaryota; Dinophyceae; Suessiales; Symbiodiniaceae.